AUGACCAAGUGGGGGGUUGUAGUGGCACUAACACUGCUGUUAGCGACGCCUAGUUUAGUGCUAGGCGCCUGCCCCAACAAGUGUUCCGGACACGGCAAAUGCGGUCUCAAUGACGUCUGCCAAUGCAUGCAGAACUGGGUCGGCGGUGAUUGCUCGGGUCGGCAAUGUGCGUUCACUCGCGCGUGGCAAGAUACAGCACAGCGCGACGACGACGCACACUACCACGCAGAAUGUGGCAGCCGCGGAACGUGUGAUCGAGCUACUGGAGAAUGCACAUGUGACGCAGGAUUCAUCGGCAGCGGCUGUCGACGAAUGCAGUGUCCCAAUGACUGCAGUGGCCACGGCACGUGUGAGUUUAUUGAGGAAUUGGCGACGGAUACGGCCCACAAGCGGAUUGGGGGAGUGGCAGGUCGUAAAUACACGCUUUGGGACCAAGAGAAGAUCAUGGGCUGCGUAUGUGACGCCAACUACGAAGGUCACGAUUGCUCGAUGCGCUCGUGUCCUAGAGGCGACGAUCCUCUGACCCCGAAUCAAUACGACAUGGUGCAAGCUAUUAUUCUUGAUAAGGCUGGCGGUGAGGGGUACUUGACGUACUAUGAUCCGUACGGCAAUGCGUAUACUACGGAGAAAAUCACGCUUGGUGGAACGCUGAGUGUCGCUUUUCAACCAACAGACGAUGAUACCACAUGUGCAAACAUUCAGAAGGCGCUCCGCCGUUUACCGAACAACGUGCUCAACACAGUCACUGUGAUUUUUACGUCGGAGCCGGGCACUACGGGGUAUCAGAAUUUGCUGGAUUGCAAUGUUGCCGCGCAUGGCGAUACUAAGGGCCAGCACCCGCUUACUACUGCGUAUCGUCCAUUGACCGAGCUCACCGAGUGUGCUGGUCGCGGCACCUGCGACUACGACACAGGAACAUGCGAGUGCUUCGCGGGCCACAUGGGCUUGGCAUGCCAGAAGCAGGAAGCGCUCGUCUAG
Molecule: messenger RNA, 978 nt
Organism: Phytophthora infestans T30-4
Lineage: Eukaryota; Oomycota; Peronosporomycetes; Peronosporales; Peronosporaceae
Exons: 3
Coding region: 1-978 (325 amino acids)
Source: RefSeq, a predicted model, not a curated record